CCGGCCUGAAGCUGGGCUGAUGACUGGCUGCUGUUCCCUAGUGGGAUCUGAUGCCCAGCUUCCCAGCUGCGGUAGGGACCGUCUCUGGCUGGACCUAGACCCCCUGGGCUCUGCCAACAUUAGCUCCUGAGACCAGGAGCUGAGAUUUAAGAGCGAGGACGAGGAGGGAAUCGGCAGCAAGGAGAUGAUGAGACCAUGGAUCCGGAUGGGACCGCCUCAGGAAUCUCUGGAGCUGAUGAACACCAGGGUCCUGGGCAGGGAGAAGCCCACGAGGAUCACAGCGGGUUGAAAGAGCAGGCAGAUAGCGAUCCUGAUGCUGUCAGGGGAAGUUUAAAUGUCCAGGAUGGCACCCAGCCAGGGGAGGAGCCAGCCACAUGGGCUGAGCCGGGGAGAGGCCACAGUGGGAGCUCAGAACAUAGGGCCCAGGAAAGAACCCAGCUGCGGCAGAAGCCCCACUGCUGCCCUGACUGCGGGAAGGCAUUCAGCUGGAGCUCCCACCUCAUUCAGCACCAGCGGGUUCACACAGGGCAGAGGCCCUACAAAUGUCCUGACUGCGGAAAGGGCUUCACCCAGAGCUCAGACCUCAUUACCCACCAGAAAACUCACACAGGCGAAAAACCCCACCGCUGCCACCAGUGUGGAAAGGGCUUCAGAGUCAGCUCGGGGCUGGCCCGGCACCGGCGGGUCCACACUGGGGAGCGCCCCUACAAGUGCCCUGAGUGUGGGAAGAGCUUUGGUCGCAGUUCCAACCUGCUGACCCACCAGCGCACGCACACAGGGGAGCGCCCGUACCAGUGUGGGGAAUGCGGGCAGUGCUUCAGCCUCAGCUCCACCCUUGCCAAGCACCGGCGGCUGCACACAGGGGAGCGCCCCUACACCUGUGCCGACUGCGGGCAGUGCUUCAGCCUGGGCUCCACCCUGGCACUGCACCGGCGCAGCCUGCACACGGGUGAGCGCCCCUACCAGUGCACUGACUGCGGCAAGCGCUUCAGCCGUAGCUCCAACCUGGCCACGCACCGCCGCAGCCUGCACACAAAUGACCGGCCCUAUAGCUGUGCUGAGUGCGGCAAAGGAUUUGGUCGCAGCUCAGACUUGCUGGCCCACCAGCGCAGCCACUCCGAGGAGCGGCCCUACCACUGUGCUCAGUGUGGCAAGGGGUUCGGCCGCCGCUCCAAUCUCCUGGCGCAUCAGCGCAGCCACACCGGGGAGCGGCCCUACCCGUGCGGGGAGUGUGGGAGGUGCUUCAGCCGGCGCUCCGACCUCGUCAGCCACUGCAGGACCCACACCAGGGAGCGGCCCUACCUGUGCGCCCAGUGCCCCAAGAGCUUUGGGCAGAGCGCCGACCUGCUAACCCACCAGCGCACCCACACUGGGGAGCGGCCCUACCGCUGCCACCAAUGUGGCCAGAGCUUCAGCCUCAGCUCCAACCUCCUGGCCCACCGCAGGGUCCACACCGGGGAGAGGCCCUACCACUGUGCCCAGUGUGGGAGGGGAUUCACCCGCAGCGGCAACCUCCUGGCACAUCAGCGGCGGCAGCACGCAGUGGGAGAGACCACAGGUGAUGGUGCCCGGGCUUUCUGCUCCAGCAGGUCUGAAGGCGGAUAUCCCUCCAGGCGUGGUGAGCCGAGGAUGAAGAAGGUGUCAAGGAAGAGCCAGAAUGAGAAGUACCGGCUGAAAUACAGCCGGCUGCGCCGGGCGGCCAAGGCCAUGGUGUUCGAGAAUGCAGCCCUGUGCGACGAGAUUGCCCGGCUGGAGGAGAAAUUCCUGCGGGCGAGAGAGGAGCGUCGAUUCCUCUUCACCAAGCUGCUGCAGCUGCAGGCGCUGUCAGCCGAGGAGGAGAGCCCGGCGGUGCCACUGGGGGGCAUCUCAGCAGGGUACAGCGUGGCACCGAUGCCUGGCCCAGAUGAGCCAGCGCCUGCGGGGAAGCGGCCCAAGAAGGGCAAGGAGAAUGGGCGUGCGGCCAAGCGGCGGGCAGCACCAGACAGGGGGGUGCGGCGGCUGGUGCAGCCAGUGCCGCUGGACCCUUCGGGCCGGCCUGUCUUCCCCAUCGCGCUGGGUGGGCUGACGGUCUACAGCCUGGGUGAGAUCGUGGCCGACCGGCCAGGCUUCCACGACGAGGGAGCCAUCUACCCCGUGGGCUUCUGCAGCACACGGGUCUACGCCAGCAUGCGGCGCCCUGACCAGCGCUGCCUCUACACCUGCCAGAUCAAAGAUGGCGGCGUGGGCCCCCGCUUUGAGAUCGUGCCUGAGGAUGAGCCGGGCAGUGCUCUGGCGGGCACCACGGCCGACACCUGCCAUGCCCAGCUGCUGGCGGCCAUCAGUGCUGCCCGGGGGCGGCCUUACCCUGAGCUGGAGGCAGCCGGGGCUGAUUUCUUCGGCUUCUCGCACCCAGCCGUGCACAAUCUGAUUCAGAGCUGCCCCGGGGCCCGCAAGUGCGCGGCCUACCGCUGGGUGCGCUUCGAGGUGUGUCGUCCCGGGGAUGGGCAGGUGCCCCAGGGGCUGCCCGACAACUGCGCCGCCACCGACUUCCAGUCCUUCCGCCGCCGCGCCCAGGAGGAGGAGGAACGGGACCGCGGAGGGGGCGGAGCUGGGGGGCGUGCACUAGGGCUGACCCCUGCCCAGGCCUUCACUUCCCCCUGCUCCUAUGAGGAGGUGUUCCUGAGCCGCCCUCUCGACGGGGAGGGGGACGGGAUAGCGGAGGGACCUUCCUGUGCCAGCCCCGGACACCUGGGUCCCGAGCCCAGCUCCCCUCCCCGCCAGGGUGUGCGCGGGGCGAGUCCCACUCUGCAGCCCCGGGGAUCGCCCCGGCCCGGCGGGGCAGGCGUCCCCGUUCCCAAACCCGACCUCGUGUCCCACAUGGAGCGAUGGGAAGAGCUGCAAGUCCCAGAUCCCCAGUGCUCCAAGGAACAGGAGAUGCCAAGAGGCACCCAUGAAGGUGCCGAGAUCCCGCGUAGACGCAAGGAAGAGACUUUGCAGCAUGAAAGGGAAGCAGCCAGAUGCAAAGGGAAUGUGUCCUGUAGACCCAAGGGGGGCGAUGGCUGGGUGGAAGGGCAGCAGGAUCCCGGACCUCUGGGUUCCAUUUGCGUGAAGAGUGGCAUGAGCGACGGGUCAGUGGGUGGCACCCCAAGCCCCAUCGCCUGCCCCAUGUGCGGGAAGGGCUUCAGCCGCAGGUCAAACCUCACGAAGCACCAGCGGGUCCACACAGGGGAGCGUCCCUUCUGCUGCACCCAGUGUGGGAAAUGCUUCAGUCAGAGCUCCAACCUCUGCCGGCACCAGAGCCUCCAUGCAGCAGGCGAGGGGCCCUGGUGCUGCCCCGAGUGUGGGGAGAGCUUCACAGGGAGCGCGGGGCUGGCCAGGCACCGAAGAACACACGCCAUAGGGGAGAGAUCCCACUUCUGCCACCAGUGUGGGAAAGGCUUUGCCAGCCACUCACUCCUGACCAUUCACCGGCGCAGCCACUCGGGGGAGCGGCCGUUCUCCUGUGCCCAGUGCGGGCGCAGCUUUGACCGCAGCUCCCUACUGGUGGAGCACCAGCGCACCCACACCGGGGAGCGCCCCUACCGCUGCCACCAGUGCAGCCAGGGCUUCACCCGCGCCACCCACCUCAGCCGGCACCAGCUAAUCCACCGUGGUGAGCGACCUCACGGCUGCCCCGAGUGUGGCCGGCGCUUCCGGCUUCGGGCUGCAUUAGUCAAGCACGUGCGGAGCCACACAGGGGAGCGACCCUACAAGUGUGCUGAGUGUGGGGUGGUCUUCGCCAGUGUCUCCUCCCUGGCCCGGCACCGCCAGAGCCAUGCCGGUGAGAAGCCCCACCACUGCCCCGACUGUGGCAAGAGAUUUGGGCAGAGCACUGCCUUCGCUGAGCACUGCCGCACCCACACUGGGGAGCGCCCCUACCGCUGCCUGGAGUGUGGCCGCGCCUUCGCCGGCAGCUCCAACUUCAUCCGGCACCAGAGAAUCCACACCGGGGAGCGGCCCUACCAGUGCCAGGACUGCGGCCGCACCUUCCGGGCCAGCUCCAACCUGGCCAGGCACCAGAGGACUCACCCCCAGGGGCUGGUGGUCACCGAGUGUGGAGAUACUCCCUUGCUGGGACAGGCAGGACAAAGCUAGGGUCACUGGGGGCAUAGGCCUAGGUGGAGCCGAAGGCCGUGGGGGGUUGGGGCCAUGGCAGGUGUAAGCUGAGAUGGUCAGGGCACAAGGCAGGAGCUGGUGGCUGGAUUCUCUGCAGCCCUGAGCCAAGCAGCACCCCAUGGAGCAGGAUCAGAUGGCUCAGACCAGAGCUCACCAGGGAAGGUGGCUCCUGCAUCUUGCCGCACCUGCCCUCUCUUCCCUGCCAUGGUGCUGAACUCUCCGUCCAGUAGGAAGCACCGUCUCCUAAAUGCUCCUCCCACCAUUACCACCACUUUAGGCCAGGCCUGCUGGGGCAGAGCUCUCUCCUUUCAUCACCCCAAGGAAGAUAGGGCCAGUGUUGACUCCUGGCUCCAGUCAGCUUCUCACAGGGCUGCGCCAUGGCGACAAACUCGGAGGUGCCCCAGGGGCAAUCCCACUCUAGGAGAGCGGCCCUUCUUUGCUGUAUGGACCAGUAUCAGGCAGGCUGGACCUGCCCUCAGUGCUGCAGUUCGCCCAGGGGAUGGACACACACACACACACACAAUAUGCCACUUGAGGCUGACUACGCAGCAGGUUUGUUUAUAUUAAAAACAAAAGCCCACAACCAGUUGUCGUGUUUUUUUGUUGUUACCAGGUUAAACGUGGGGUCAGCCGACACACUGAGCCCCGGAGCUGCCGGCUGAGCCAUGCUCAUCCUAGUUGCACUUUAUUUCACACUCUCCUAAACUGCACUCCCCCCCGCCCCGGAGUCACUGUGGCUGGCGGCACUGCCUGCAGACUCAGCAGACCGUGGCUUUCUCGAGGGUUAGCUCUGAAAUCUGGAAGGACCCUGUGCUCCUACCAAAGCCCUCAAUCCCAGAGCCCCCUGGGCCAGAGCCCCUGCACUUCGAUCUUCUGUAACGAAAGAGUCACAAAGCUCAGAGAGAGCAGAACCCAAUUGAAAAUCGAGGUAUAACUGCUCACCAAAUUUGUGGUCAGGAAGGAAUUUCCCCCCAGGUCAUGCUGGCAGGGGGGGCGCACCCCAUUCCUGGAAGUACUGGAAUAUCCAGUACUCUGGGGAGGUGUGAGUGACCACCCUAUCUCCCCGCAACUCUAACCCACUAGACCCCACUCCCUUCCCAGAGCUGGGAAUAAUUGGAUCGAUGGAGAUGGGGUCUGCUCCUGAAAUGGAAGCUAUGACAGGGAGCAUUUGUGGGGGGUUGCUCUUUCAGGGAGACAGUGUUAUAGGUGGCGUGGGGAGCUAGCUCCGGGGGUCUCUGGGGUCCUGGUAGGGUCUGGCUGGUACAUAGUUUUGGCUCAUUCACUCUGAACAGCUGUGGGGGAGAUCUGGGUCUGAGCCCCAUUCCAAUGUGGGAAGGAUCUGUUUGUGCUGAGGUUGGAAGGGAGCAGCUGAUCCAGUCUGGAUGAAUGCCAGGAUGCUGCUGGGGGAGGGACGAGCUGCUAACAUGUCAGACCCAGGAGACCAGUUAUGAUGUGUUGGGAACCUGAGCUGGGGAUGCCUGAGAAUUCACAGCAUCUGACAGCUCACUGUAUGGAUCACCACUGAAGAGACAUUCCUGUACCGCUUACUCCCAUCCCUCGACUGGGAAUAGACCCCAAAAGUUCUGACUCUGCCCCCCUCACCAUUGCCACAUUCUCUCAGUCGCUUUGACAGCGUGGGCUAGCGGCAAGGACACUGGCCUGGGAAUGACACCUGCUGAGUUGAGCAUUGAUGGGACUGUGAAUCAGACUGUUUUUUGUUCUUUUGGGAAAUCAAAUGACCAAGCAGCAGUUUGGAGAAGAGAUGUCUGCGUUAAAAUUGUUAAACAAUAACAAAAACCACCAAAGAAAGAAACAAACAAAUAAAAACUCAACCCAGAAGCAGGACUAAAAUGCAGGGAACUGCUUAUUGAAAUCGCAGGUCUUAUCAAUGGAAUAAAGAGAGAGAGAAAAAAACCCCAAGUAACUGAACCAGAGAGGAUUUAUGACAAGGUGCAAAUGAAGGAAGGACUGAAAAAUGUUACAAAGGAAAAGAAGUUUGGAAGAGAGUUUGGCAAGUAGAACACUGUAGAUGGGUCGGACUCACCCCUGCGGCGCCUCCUGCUGGUGACUCUGGGAAUUAGCUCAUUCCAGUGC
Messenger RNA from Mauremys reevesii (Reeves's turtle), 6228 nucleotides. RefSeq lists its product as uncharacterized. NCBI's taxonomy places the organism in Eukaryota, Metazoa, Chordata, Testudines, Geoemydidae. Gene Ontology annotation, molecular function: DNA-binding transcription factor activity, RNA polymerase II-specific; RNA polymerase II cis-regulatory region sequence-specific DNA binding. The transcript is spliced from 6 exons. Gene Ontology annotation, biological process: regulation of transcription by RNA polymerase II. The coding region runs from base 196 to 4113 and encodes 1305 amino acids. Gene Ontology annotation, cellular component: nucleus. The record is from RefSeq and is a predicted model, not a curated record.